GAGAACUUACGCGUUUUGUUGGUGCUCCUGAAAAAACUUAUCCCUUUCCUGUAGCAGUGGUUGGCCUGCCUCCAAAAGACGUUAAAUUUUUGCCCCGGAAUCUGGAGAACCUCGGUGAACGUUUGUGGGACUUUGCUUUUUACACGGUUCGCCAUUUUUCGCAAUUUAAAAAUUAAAAAUUUUGGUAAAAUAAAGCCAAACACUGGAAAGAAGAAAUUUUUGCUGUUAACCGUGCUGCAAAGUUCUAAUUAGCCGUUAACACUUUGAAAGCCAAAAGUCAGGGUUCGAAAAAUAUCACCGGUAGUGGAGAAUAUAUUUAGAACUAUUUUACUAAAAAGGUAUGCAAAACACAUCCAGUUAUCAGCAACCAAAGCGAAAAUUGUUAGAAACAUCACCAGAGAUAAACAACAUGGCGAAGAAACCUGUAGGAAAUAUGGACGUAAGUGAUUUGAUGGAGUUAAUGAAAACUACAAUGAAUGGACUGUUGGAGGAAAAGCUUGCCAAUCUUCCUACAAAACAAGAUAUAGAAGAAGUAAAAGAUGGAGUAUUAGCUGCCAAAGCCGAAAUUGCACAACUAAAAGCUGAAAAUCAAAUGUUGAAAGAUGAGAUAAGCACAUUGAGGGUCAAAAUGCAGGAAGGUGAAGAUAGUUUACGUUGGCUGGAACACCAAAUAUCGAACUCAAGACUCAUUUUCAAAGGAAUAUCAAACAUAAAACCACCGCUAAAUGCUGUUAUGCAGAUAUGCACGGAAAGAUUGAAUAUCUCGCCUACAAUCACAUCAGCCCGCACAAUUUUCGAACGAAAUGGUACGCAAACCGUAAUUGCCGAUUUUGGAAAUGAGAGUAAUGCAAUGGAAGUGCUCCGAAAUACAAGAAAUUUAGCAGGUACAUCCAUUUCGAUAGAUCGAGACCUUAAUCCAAGAAGGCAGAAGAACAAAGUAGCCAUGUUAAUGGUCAGAAAGGAAAUUUUAAACGAAUCUAAAAAGUUUAAAAUUAUUGUAAGAGAGGACAGAAUGAAGAUCAAUACCAAAUGGUUCACCUGGGACAGUCGUAGUAAUCUAAUGUGUGGACGUGAAAAAGCCGAAUCCGUUCUCAAGUCAUUGUACGGAGAAGAUAUACGUACAACUUGCUUUAACAACAUUUUUGAGAAAAUUAAUUCAAAAAACUAAAAACAAGGCGCGCUAAAGAUAAAAUAAAAAUUCCCCAUGAUAAUAAAAACAGCUUUAAACUUAAGAUAAUCUCCUAUAACAUCAAUGGAUUGUCUAAUAAAUAUUUGUAUCCACUUUUUUUUACGUAUUUAAAUGAAUUCGAUAUUAUUAUUCUAUUGGAAACCCAUCUUAUCAUGGAAAAUACAAGACAGGCAGAAAAAUACUUUCCCGAUCAUUGUAUAAACUGGAUAAAUGCUACAAGAUUAAGCCGAUUUGGAAGGGCAAUUGGUGGAGUUAUGAUAGGUGUAAAAAGGUCAUUAACAAAAUAUAACAUCAGCUACCACUUUCAUAGCACCAAUGAAGUA
Messenger RNA from Stomoxys calcitrans (stable fly), 1512 nucleotides. RefSeq lists its product as uncharacterized. The record is from RefSeq and is a predicted model, not a curated record. The coding region runs from base 341 to 1168 and encodes 275 amino acids. The transcript has 2 exons. Lineage: Eukaryota; Metazoa; Arthropoda; Insecta; Diptera; Muscidae.